This is a messenger RNA of Cladophialophora immunda, 1721 nucleotides long. RefSeq lists its product as uncharacterized. NCBI's taxonomy places the organism in Eukaryota, Fungi, Ascomycota, Eurotiomycetes, Chaetothyriales, Herpotrichiellaceae. The record is from RefSeq and is a predicted model, not a curated record. The transcript has a single exon. Gene Ontology annotation, molecular function: catalytic activity. Bases 1 to 1371 code for a protein of 456 amino acids.
AUGUUCAACAAUCUGCGAUCUCGAAGUGUCGCCCUAGCGUCGGGCGCAGUUCUAAGCCGGAGGGCGGUGCCCAACGGAAGGCGGCUAAAGGACCUCGAGGGCCAAAGUCGCCCUUUGACAUCAACUGCGAGAAAAAGCCACUGCAGCAGGACAUGCCACGAUGGCUACCAGCGCCGUUUCGCCUCGACAGCCGCAGACGAAACUGGAGUCCAAUCCCCGAGGCCUCUUGAUGGCAUUACGGUCGUCAGCAUUGAGCAAGCCAUCGCCGCCCCAUUCUGCACUAGACAGCUCGCCGAUCUUGGGGCACGUGUCAUUAAGGUCGAGAGACCGGGAGUGGGCGAUUUCGCAAGAGACUACGACACUCGCGUGGACGGACUUGCAUCGCAUUUCGUCUGGACAAACCGGUCAAAGGAGAGUCUGGCAUUGGAUCUGAAGAAGCCAAAGGACCUGGAGAUCCUGAAGAAACUUCUCCACAAGGCCGAUGUGCUCGUGCAGAAUCUGGCUCCCGGCGCAUCUGCCCGACUAGGUCUUGCAUAUGAAACGCUGAAAGACCAUCAUCCGCGAUUGAUUGUCUGUGACAUCUCCGGCUACGGCCAGGACGGGCCCUACGCCAACAAAAAGGCAUACGACCUGCUCGUCCAGAGCGAAGGAGGAAUGCUGUCUGUGACGGGUACCAGGAAUGAGCCCGCGAAAGUGGGUAUCUCCAUUGCAGACAUCUCGGCGGGAAUGUACGCCUACAGCAAUAUCCUGGCGGCGUUGAUGCAGCGGCAGAGGACUGGCAAGGGAAGCAAGAUCGACAUCUCUUUGCUGGAAAGUCUGGUGGAAUGGAUGAGCUUCCCACUAUAUUAUACUUAUAAAGGUGCGCCGGCACCAACACCGACCGGCGCCUCCCAUGCAGCGAUAUAUCCGUACGGACCCUUCGAGACCGGCGAUGGCGGCUCAGUCAUGCUCGGAAUUCAGAACGAACGGGAGUUUGCGAGAUUUUGCGAGAUUGUUCUGGGAAACCCGAGUUUGGCGACCGAUGCACGCUUCGUGAACAAUUCUCUCCGUGUUCAGAACCGAGACGAGCUGCGAAAUAUCAUCUGCAAGGCUCUGGAGAAAUAUUCAGUUUCCGAGGCCGUGAGAAAGCUCGACGAGGCUCAGAUUGCAAACGCGGCGGUAAACACCAUGCAAGGCGUUUGGGAGCAUCCUCAAUUGCGUGCCCGGCGCCGAUGGACCGAGGUCGAGACGUCCAAAGGCGUGAUUCCGGCGCUUUUGCCGCCCGGCUGCGUCCCUGAAGGCGAGGAUGUCGAGGGUUUACAUGCCAGGAUGGAUAAAGUUCCAGAAGUUGGGGAGCACAAUGAGAAAAUCUUGAGGGAGUUGGGAAUGUAGGACUCGGCGGAAUCUCGAGUCGGCAAAUGGAGAAAGCCACUUCAAAGCACAGAGUCUUCGCCAUGAACGAAAUGAAGACAAACGAAAACGAAAAGGCCAGCGUCCCAAGCCACCUGCUGAAAUCAAAAUUACUAAAUGUCUGGAUUGCGAAAUUGGCCAAUAUCCUUGGUCGAAAAGAAUCGAUUGAACUCGUCCUUGAAUCUGUCGAAGUCUGCCGUUGCGAGGCAUAUCAGUCAUGAAUCAUUGCCAGCAACUGAUACCUCAGAGGCUUGUGCUCUCAAGCUAUUUUCUCUCCGCGAAUUGACGGCAGUCGGCCAAAUUCAUGGUUCUCUGAGCGAGGUGUCUCACCA